UCCAGAGGCGCGGGAGUUUGUGGAGGUCAUUGACGAAUUGCUAGAGGCAGCCGGAAGUUUUUCCUUGGCCGAUUACUUCCCCAGUAUCAGCUGGCUCGACUGGAGCAUAGCCCGCUGCAGACAAGCUCACUGCAAGAUGGAUGCAUUCCUGGACAAAGUUUUGAGCUAGCAAAGACCCGGAGAAGUUCCUGACUUUGUGGAGAUGACGAAGGCACGAGUGAACGGCCCCGAGUACCUCAAAGCCUUGUUCAUAGACUUACUUCUUGGUGGCUCGGAGAAAUCGUCAACCGUGAUUGAAUGGGCUAUGGCCGAGCUUCUCCACAAUCCCGAGUGGAUGGAGAAACUCCAGCAAGAGAUUGAAAGCGUGGUUGGGCGAGAUCGAAUGGUGGAGGAGUCUGACUUGGCAAAGCUGGAGCUUGUCAACGCUGUUAUCAAGGAGACAUUUCGUCUGCAUCCCCCGCUGCCCCUUAUGAUCCCACACACGUCCCUGGAGUCUCGAAUAGUCGCCGUCUUUGAGAUUCCAGCAAAGGCGACAGUGCUCAUCAACGCAUACGCGAUUGGAAGGGACUCCGAGGCUUGGCCAAAUGAUCCGGACAAGUUCAAGCCUGGGAGAUUUGUUGGUAGCAAUAUCAACGUCUAUGGCCAUGACUUUGAGCUGCUUCCCUUUGGAUCAGGAAAGCGAGGUUGUCCAGGGCUUCCUCUUGGGCUGCGGAACGUCCAGUUGGUGCUCUCAAACUUGAUCCAUGGGUUUGACUGGAGAUUUCCAGAUGGAAGGUUGUCCCUUGACAGUGGCCCUGGCUUCAUCAAUGUUAUUACGGAUGUUGUUGUGGCCCAAGUAUUACUAAGGCUUGAGCAGUGUGUCUUUGACGAUCUUAAAACUUAAGUUUUGU
Molecule: messenger RNA, 890 nt
Organism: Selaginella moellendorffii
Lineage: Eukaryota; Viridiplantae; Streptophyta; Lycopodiopsida; Selaginellales; Selaginellaceae
Product: cytochrome P450 CYP736A12-like
Exons: 2
Coding region: 203-883 (226 amino acids)
Molecular function (GO): monooxygenase activity; heme binding; iron ion binding
Source: RefSeq, a predicted model, not a curated record